UUGAGACAGAACAUCUCAUUUUACAGCUUGACUUUGUGUUAACCACAUCUCACCGUAGUGCUCAACGCUUCAUAAUAUUUACUUUCACAGCCUUUUAAUUUUAAUACACUUUACGGAUUACAGGAGACGGGUCUGUCAUUGAAGCUAUCAUUAUAUUACAGACACUGUCUAUCACUGACGGUCAACUUCGGCACUUAAACAUUUUAAAGCUAGCUGACGGUAGCGUUAGCAAAGCAGCUCCAGGGAUGGCAGAUGUUCCCGGGACAUCAAGUGAGACGAUAACGGAGACUGUUCAGACUAGCACACCGCCGCCGCCCCAGCAGGAGGGACGAAGUCUGACAAUCAAGCUGAGGAAGAGGAAGACUGAGAAGAAGGUGGAAUGGUCUAGUGACACUGUUGACAAUGAGCACCUAGGAAGAAGGUCUUCAAAAUGCUGCUGUAUUUAUGAGAAGCCCCGACAGUUUGGAGAAUCGUCCUCUGAAAGCGAGGGAGAGGAUGAUGAUGAAGGGUGUGGCAGUGCUCACUGUAUCCUGGGCCACGGCAGGAGAGGUCAUGGACAGAGGGGGGGCGGGGGUACCACAGUGCCCCCAAACUCUGGAGGGUCACACACCCACUAAUCAGCACUGCAGGCUGAUUGUGGGGUCAGAGGGGUUUCUCACCACGACAAUGACAGAUUACAAAACUGCACUCUUUUUUAGUUUAAUUCUAUCACUGAAGUACAGGUAGGCCCGAUGCUGCAUUUCAGUCAUGAGUCAGAAACUCCCCAGCUUCUGGAGCAGGAUUAUAGCCUCUGUACUGCUGCCCUGAAAAGCACAGAGCAACUUGGAUUAUUGAAUAAGCCUAAUUGAAAAUCCUGCUCUCCUUUCAGCAACUGAAAGCAUGCUCAGUAUUGUGCCAACUGACAUACAUAACAUUGAAUAAUGACUUCAAAUUUUAAAGUGCUUUCUUUUUUUUUAAAUAAAAGAAGACAUGUUCUGAUGAUAACAGAGUUUAAAUUUAAAUUUUGCAUGUUUUAGCCCAUAACUUCAGAUCACACAUGGUAUUUUCCAAAGCAUGUAGUGGAAUGGUAGAAUUCAAAAUGCUUUCCUAUUUUCCUGGUAGCCAUUGGUUUCCAUUUACUCCACAUGCUAUGACAAUAAACUUUGAGGUUUGUGAUCCAUCACAGUGAACAUCAUGUUUGCUUUUAUUUUUAUCAGAGUUGUUAAUGCUGAAAUGCAUUUAAGGUUUCAUCUGACAGUUAUUUUCAACAUUGCUGAAUCUGCUGAAUAUUUUCACAUCUAAUCAAGAAGUUGUUUGUCUAUAAAAUGUCUGAAGGCAGAGAACAUGGCCCAUCACUCUAUCCAGGACCCAAGGUGAACAGUAUUUGACUACCAGUCUAAAACCAAGAAAUAUUAAAAAAUAUUCUGGAUACGUGACAAAGAAAAGCAUCAGAUCUCCACAUGGCACAACAACUGGGGUGUUUGGCAUUUAUGCUUUAAACAAACUCAGAUAAUUACCAAUACUGAAUUAUCAAAAGAGUUUCAGAUUCAGAUUUAUGUCAGUCUACUAACUGACAAAUUAAGAAAUCAGUUUAAGUCUGUUAUUUCUUACAGGGUCCCACAGUGAUGGAAAACAUUGAAAAGUCAUGUAAUUUCUCAGUGACAAUUUCCAGGCCUGGAAAAGUCAUGGAAUUAGUCAAAAUCAUUGAAAGUUUUUGAAAAGUCAUGGUAUUUGUUAUGUAUAAUGAAAUUGUUAGAAUAAUCUCACAUUGUUAACCUUCCACAUAAUGUAGCAUAACAUCAAAUUAAUUUUCUGCAGCUUUUGAUGUAACGUAAGCUCUAUUAUGCAUUGAUGUAAAACAACAUUUUGUUUAGUACCACACACGUUUUUGUCAUUUUCUCCCUGGGUUUGUCUUUCCCUUCAUGUAUGCCAGCUGGCUAAAAUUAUGCCUGAAUAGGGUUUGAAACCCAUGUUUAAAAACACCAGCCAAGUGGGCUAAGAAAAAAAAACUUUAUUAUCACACAUUGAAAGGUCAAGGAAAAAAUUGAAAAUUUUGUCCAUAAAAAAGUGUGAGAACCCUGUAUUUAUUUUUACUUGAUGUUUUUCAAUUACCGUUAAAUUGCCCGGGCCAUCAUUUGCUUAAAUCACUGAAAUCAACAGGAGUUAUGGCACUGGAGGAUUAUGGCACCUGGCAUACCAACACAAUAGCACUUCAUCCUGUUGAAACAAUACAACUUGGAAUCAUUUUUAUGAAAAACCUUUUUGAUUCUUUUGAUAUAGGGACCAUUAUGGACUAAAGGAAUAUGAAUAACUUACAGUGUAAUCAAGGAAUGGACACAUAAUUUAAGGAACUUCUAUGAAAAUUAACUGCUUGGCAACCAGACCAUGCAUCUAAUUGAGACAGGUGUAUAUUUUUCAAAAUGUGUAACCAUGCUGGGCUAGUAAAAGGGACUGGGUGUUUAAUUGGGACAAGGAUUUUAACUUAAGUUUAAUGGUAAUUUAUUCAUUGUUUGGUCUUCAGAAUUGCAAAAAAAAUAGAAUAACAGCCAUCACAAAUUUUGGAGAUCUAUAAGGUGACAUCUAAAUCUGGGUUUUAUCCAAAACCCAAAGAUAGUAGUGUAACAAAUAUAUGCUAAAGUGUAAGUAUAUUAUAAAUCUAAACUUUUUAGUCAAUCAUUUUGUUUUUUUGUUAAUGCUUAAUCAGCCUGCGCUUACACCUUUAUUUACCACCCAGUGGUAACUAGACUUUUACGACAAUUAAAAAAAUGGAUGGAAUGAUUACAAAAGACCAGCAAGUUUCAUGCCUUUACAAGCGGGAUUUUCAGAGUCUGAGAGUGGGGACAAAAAUAAUCAUAAGAGCCCUAAAAGAGUGCAGUGUGCUUUGUAAAAUGGUCGGCAUCAGUAAUGUAAACGAUGUCUGAUAUAAUCAACGAGCUAAAAUGUAAAAAGACAUUGAGGUCCUUAUGUUGUGUGGGCGUGUAGUGAUGCCACCAUAUUGAAAGACAACAGGGGCUACUAAAUGAGCCUAAUAGGAAAUUCUCGUCUCUCCUCUUCACAGUUGAAACAUGAUACAGUGACAGCUAACUUGAUUAGCAUGGAAUGGCAGCAACUGCAAAUGUUUAAGCCUUUAACAUACAGAUUGAUGACUAUAAUAGUAUUUUUGCAUGUUUUGGCCUUUUUCCUGCCCUUCACUACGAAUCUCACUUAUGUAAAUUACAGAACUGCAGAGCAUGUAAUAUUGAUGUUGAGCUCCAGGUCUCUAAAAGUUAGAUUUUCAUACUGUGGUAGAACAAGUGGAAACCAAUGGCUGCCUAUUGAAAAUCCUAAAAGAGUUUGCUGUGCUUUCGAAAACGACCAUUAGCAGUAAUAUAAAGUCUGUGUGAUUUCUCAUGAAUUAGCUAAAAAAUGUAAAUGUCUAUAUCAUUAGAGCUUUGCAGAGUUUACAGAUCUUUGCCCAGACUCCAUGCUGCUAAUUCCAGCAGGAAAUGCAAUCUGGUUGCACUUUCCUCUGCAGCAUACUGGACUUUCUGACUGUGAGGCGUCUCUGGAGUGCAGCAUGCAGAAUAUUAGCAGUUUGAAAAGAUGGAUAUAGAGAGGCCAUAAAAUGCUGUCCACCUGUGUAUUUUCCUUUUGACAAAGUGGCAGAGUCGAUUGUAUAUAAUACAGGACAUUGUUUUUUAUUUUCUUAUUUAUUUGCUGGUCUUAAUUCUACACUUGCUAAUACUUGACAUGCAGUGGACCACAGCAUGUGUAGUAACAUUGCAAUUACAAACCAGUAUGUGAGAAUUAUAAUAAUAAAACAAAGAGAGUGGAGUGUACAUCAACAAAGAUCUCCUUAUGUAUUUAGUUGAGUUUCUGAUUCGUAGACCAGUUUUAAAGUUAAUGCCAACUUUUGUUGACACAACAUAUUGACAUUCUUACCCUCCAUGCUUUUAGCACUAUAAGUAUAAUCUGUUAGACAUAUGUGAUCAGUAUGGGAAAAGCUAGUGCUGGGGCCCUGUUCUUCAUAUGCAGACAACUUCAUUAACUUGACUUAACAGUCAAUGAUUUAAAACAAGCCUGGAUUUUUCAGUUCCGUUUAAGUAGUGAUAACAUUUUAUAUAUUUCAAAACAAAGUUACAAAGUGCUUUACAUUAAAAACAAAUAUAAAAGUAAUUCCAAAACACAAGAUAUAAAACAAGAUGAAAUGAAUAAUUACAAAAAUAAAUACCUUCAGUUAAGAAAAAAGACAUGAGAUAAGAGAUUUAAAAGAAGAUGCUGAGUUCUGAGUUCACGGCGGAUGGGUUCUGACAGCAAAGGCACAGUCACCUUUAGUGACAGAGAUUUAGGAACCAUUCAUAGGACCCCACCGGAGGAACUCCCUGUGGGAGUUAGCAGAUCACAGGCAUUAGGCUGUCUGAUCAAGGCUUUAAAACUAACAGAUAACCAGUGGUUUACAUGUAGUUAACCCAGAUUAUUUAAUCCAUGUUCGGCCUCAUCUUCUUAUGUGUUUAACUACACUGAUAAUAAUUUUAUUGUUGAAGAUGAAACAUGACCGGAUUUUUCUGUCCUUCCAGCAUCACCUUAAUUUCAUGUGGAGCUGAUGUCUGAUCAACAGAUUUCACUGUUAAAUGGAUCAUGAAUUUACCUGUUUUAUAGGUUCUCCUCAUACAUCCUAAGGACCGCUGGUUUUGGGCAGACUCUUAACUUCUAAAUAACUGUCUGGAAGUUUCGAGCAGUUUCAUUUGUAGUAAUUAUAAGGAUAGGUGUUCACUUAAUAUGCCUCAGAUUAACUGAUUCCAAUAAACUGCUUUUGUAACCCUAAGAGUCUUAAAUCAGAGCACAGCAGGUCAUCUGAACAUGCAAAAUGUGAAAUCAAUGUAUGUAAUCCAUUCCACUAUUCCAACAUAAAUGAGGAGAAAGCUUUCCAGUAAUAACCUUUAAAUGAUUUUAUUUUGGUUUAGGGGAGAAGCAUCCAAAUUUAAAUGGCUGUAUUUUGUAUUUACUUUCCAGCUGAUUUUUUUUAAAGAACACAUGCUUUCUAAUUUAUUUUAUUUAUUUUUUUUGCAAUAUUCCAAAUUUGGGCAAAAGAAGUUUUACAAUUUUUAAAGAAAACAUGCCUUUCAAACCCGCCCGCAGUUUGGAAGGCAUAUUUUCCUGGAAAAUUGCCAAAAUUACAAAAUUUAUCACAGCCAGAAACUGUAAAAACACAAAUUUUCAUCGAUAUUUCAUUUCAUUGAUUUCAUAGAUUUUCAGAUUUACGACAGUCCUUGGAUAAAUCAUGUGUGACAAACACUUCCACCAGGAAGAAAACAAAAUCAGAAAAAAUAGUAUAUUUCAUCAAAAUCACUUUAUUCUACAUGUCAUACAAACGUUUCCUAGAAAUUAACCAUUCACAUGAACUAAUGAGCAUGCAGGACAAGAGGGAAAAGUGAAGCUUUUUUUCAGCGCCAGAAUUUUGUCUUCAACUUUUAUUUUAGAACAUCAGAGGCUAAGUUUCUAAAAUCUAAUAAUUGAUUUAUGGUGGAGGGAGGGACAUGCAUUUUUUGCCAGUCACUCAAUACCCCCUAAAUGAAGAACAGUUUCUCAUUAAGAAAUGAAUGUAAAACUGUACUGUACUUGGGUGACAUACUGUAAAAUAAACCAUUACCCAAAAAAAGGGAAAAAAUGAGAUAACCAAAAUAUCAAGACCUGUUGGGGUAAUUCUCAGUUUGAUUUACAACAAUGUGGUAAUCACAAUAUAUACAUGUUCAUAUGCAUUCUAAAAUGCAAAUCAUGAAAUACAAAAAAAAAAUAAUAACUUGCUUCAAACUUGGUUUGAAGAUUCUGUUAUUAUAACAACGUAAUCACAAUACAUGUCCUUUAGACACUAAACUGUGUAAAUGUAUGAAUGUAUAAAUUAUUGACACCUGGAUGUAAGCUGUCAGUUGCAAUGAUAUUAGAGGCAAUUUUAACAAUGAUCAGUCCAUCAGAUUACUGAACACUAAUGUAUCUCGUUUCAGAGGGCCUGUCAUUUAACAGAGGCUUUGGCAGUCCAAGAUGGAGUUUAAUAGUCAGAACUAAAGACCGAUAAAACAGUCAGGCUGGUAUUAGCUGGUACAUUAGAAUACAUAAUAUUGUCUCAUAUUAUUAAAACAUUUUUAAAAUCCCGUAUUUUUUCAUUAUUGUCAGUGUAUGUUUGAAGAUGAGGGACUUCACUCACUUAAAAGUAUGCAGAGCAAUGACAGCAUGGCAGCAGUUAAUAUCUGUGCUGAUUCUAUUCAUGACUCAUGUUGCUUUUCAAAAUAGUAGUUUGCUGUUAUGAGAGAACUUGAACUGAUUGAAAAAUACAUCCCUCACCUAUGUUGGAAGAACAGAAUUAGCUUUAUCAGGCUAACAUUGUAUCAGCCUGGGUUAGUUCAACUACAUGUGAAGAAUGGGGCCUGGGUAGUCAUGAAACAAGACUUGAGACAAGGUAGCCUUGUAGUUGUACUAAAAUCAGUCCCCUAAGUUCAAAGGCUGCUAGGUUAGCUCUCACCUUCUCACCCAAACCUUCUGACAUGAAACCUUUUUUCUUUUUGCAGAGCUGUAAUUGUCAGUUUGCUGUAAUGAUUGAGUACAGAUCAGUAUGUUUUCGUUGAAUAUCUUGACAGUAUUAGAUUUGAUGAAACCUGACUAAAUUUUUAGAUAAAUCUAUUGUAUUUACUGGACAAUCCUAGAAAUGAUGACAUCUUGUCAUUCGAAGAAUUGUUUUUUAGAGUUCGUCCUUUGCACAGGAUGUUAAUGAGUGAUGUCAGAAUGGAAGAUGGUUGAGUUAUCAACACCAGUGUGAACAAAAAAGAAAACUGAAUGUCUGUUAAUGCACACAUUCACUUAACUCCUUGGAGGAAGCACCCAUAGGUCGUCAUUAUAUUCAGCUGCAUGUUGGUCAUAAAAUAAAAUUUACAAUUUGA
Epinephelus fuscoguttatus (brown-marbled grouper) is the source of this 6890-nucleotide messenger RNA. It is a transcript of the gene ppp1r11, whose product is annotated as protein phosphatase 1, regulatory (inhibitor) subunit 11. The record is from RefSeq and is a predicted model, not a curated record. Lineage: Eukaryota; Metazoa; Chordata; Actinopteri; Perciformes; Serranidae. Gene Ontology annotation, molecular function: protein serine/threonine phosphatase inhibitor activity; protein phosphatase 1 binding. Gene Ontology annotation, cellular component: nucleus. The transcript is spliced from 3 exons. The coding region runs from base 246 to 617 and encodes 123 amino acids.